Molecule: messenger RNA, 1230 nt
Organism: Akanthomyces muscarius
Lineage: Eukaryota; Fungi; Ascomycota; Sordariomycetes; Hypocreales; Cordycipitaceae
Exons: 4
Coding region: 1-1230 (409 amino acids)
Biological process (GO): transmembrane transport; zinc ion transport
Cellular component (GO): membrane
Molecular function (GO): metal ion transmembrane transporter activity
Source: RefSeq, a predicted model, not a curated record
AUGGCUGGCCUUGCGCUCCUCAUCGUCCUAUGCGCCGUCAUGGCAGUCGCCUCCUUUUUUGCUGGCGCAGUACCCCUAUCGAUGAACCUAUCACAGUCUCAGCUGCGGCUAAUAUCAAGCAUCGGUGUCGGCGUUCUUGUCGGCACAUCUCUAAUUGUUAUUAUUCCCGAAGGCAUUGAGGCCGCAUCGACAGUACCGAUUGCCGCACACGAUCCCAAGACCGGCCAGCUGCUGCGACGAGUGCCGCGGGCUCUCGCCGUCGAGGCGCGCAGCAUCCUGGCGCGUUCGGCCUCGACAUAUGCUCCUACAGCAGCCGGCUGGCAAAUACAGCGAGCGACUGAGGGCGACAUUGUUCGCCGAGCGGCCGCACGCGCAAACGAGGAACCGGCGCCGCCCAAAGAGACGCCUGGCCACACACACCCCGACGAAGAAGAAACUGACAAGCACAACGGCAACGAAGAGGCGCACGCAGACAUUCCAACUCUCGAGAUUGGUCUUUCCAUGGUCCUCGGUUUCAUUCUCAUGUUCCUCAUUGAUCGUUUACCCCAGCACGCCACCGACAGCUUCCAGUCCGCGCCAACGACGCAGCACAUCAGCAUGGACAACCUCGCCGGUGACCGCGCCUCCGUGGACGAGGAGCGCGGUUUCCUCGGCAGCUUUUCCCUGCGCGAGGCGCCCAAGGUCGCGCGCAGCAUGGCCACGACGAUAGGCCUGGUGAUCCACGCGGCGGCGGACGGCAUCGCCAUGGGCGCGUCGGCCUCGUCGUCGAGCAUGAAGCUCGGCUUCAUCAUCUUCCUGGCCAUCAUGAUCCACAAGGCGCCGGCGGCGUUUGGCCUGACCUCGGUGCUGCUGCGCCAGGGCCUGUCCAAGCGCGCGGCCAAGGCGCACCUGCUCGUCUUCAGCCUGGCGGCGCCAGCCGGUGCCCUGACGACGUACAUGCUCGUCUGGCUGCUGGGCGGCGGCGGCAAGAUGGACGAGAGCACGGGGCACUGGUGGACGGGCAUGCUUCUGCUCUUUUCUGGCGGAACAUUCUUAUAUGUUGCCAUGCAUGCCAUGGAGGAGAACAGCUCGAGCCACAGCCACGAUCACGGUCCGCAGUCGAACGGCUACAUGGAGACAAACACGAACAAUCCGCCCAAGCCCAGCGGGCCGGCGCUGCGGGACACGUUGGCGACGACGGCGGGCAUGCUGGUGCCGCUGUUGACACAAAUUGGAGGCCAUCACCACUGA